Messenger RNA from Melitaea cinxia (Glanville fritillary), 2526 nucleotides. Its product is annotated as reticulocyte-binding protein homolog 2a-like. The transcript has 5 exons. Bases 1 to 2526 code for a protein of 841 amino acids. Lineage: Eukaryota; Metazoa; Arthropoda; Insecta; Lepidoptera; Nymphalidae. The record is from RefSeq and is a predicted model, not a curated record.
AUGAUUAUACAAAUAGUUCCAGAUGUAAAUUAUUAUGAAGAAGAUUCAUAUGUAGCGCGAAAGAAACGUUCUGUCGAAGACGACAGUAACAAAAACCAUACGAUAAACUUCAUUCAUACAAUAGAUGACAUAAAUGAAGAUACACUAAAAGACACAAACAAAUCAGGGACAAUAGCAGCUCAAAAGGUAGACAUAGAACAUUUACCUAAGGUAUCACGAAGGACGAAAGUAUUAGAUAAUUUAAAUCAAACAGAUUCAACCCGUCUACACAUCGAAUAUAAUUCACAGGAAUAUGAUCAUCAUAUAACUGAAAAUAAGAUAGAAAUAGCACCGGAAACUAAGAAAUUAGACAUUAUGAGUAAUAGUAAACUCUAUAAAGUAAUGGGUAAUUACUCACAGAGUGUGAAAAAUAAGGAAUUAUCAGCUCUUGUUGUAAAUGAAUUAAAGCGCGGCACAGAAGUAAUUGGUGAUCAGAAUGUCCCACCAAUGUCAAAUAUUACGUUUACGCCUGAAAAUGACACCCUAACUGCGAUGACAUUUAUUGCUGGUAAUCUACUGAAUAAAUUGUGGGACAUGGAAAAGGAAUCUAGUGAUGAGUCUAUUGAAACACUUAAACAUAAGAAAAUAAAUGAUCUACUGGAAUUAUUCAAGGAACCACUGAGUGUAAGACAAGAAACAUUUCUUAAGAAUGCUCUUCUCAAGUUAUCUGAUACUUUAAAUAAAAAUAAAAAUGUAAAAAAUGUGUCUAUUUGUGAAACAAUCACAGACUCAGAUAUUUUAAGCGACGGUAAUAUAAAUGAAAACGAGUUUAAGACGGAUAAAAAGAAUAAAACGAAUUGUGCUAAGCAUAACUUGGAGAAAAAACAGAAUAAUCCAACCAAACAAACACAAUCUCAUAAGCCAAAUGUAGGUGACCCUUUAACUGUAGAUGAAAAUUCACCAAUUAACCUUUUCGGUAAUUUAUUGGAACGAAUUACAGAACUUCUACUACCAAACAAUGCUAGUAAAAAGUUUACUAACAAAUUAAAAACUUUAAAUCAAUUUAGUUCUACUGAUGAUGCCAAAAAAAAUAUUGAAGACAAAUUUAAAAUUAAUUUGGAUAAAAAUAAUAUGACAGUUAAAGAUAAAAUAAUUUUUGAUUAUCUUAAUCAUAUCGAAAAUAAUCCAAACUGUUUACUCAAACAGCAACACAAGAAAAUAGAGGAAAGGAAAAUAAAUGUUGAAGGUGACAUACUUUAUAAUUUAUCCGAAUUUUUUAAGAUAAAAUCAAUGAUUGAUUUGGUUAAAUUAACAAAACCCGAAACAACCACUACUAUGGAUACUAUAACAACAACUGAGAGCAAUAAAAAACAGACAACGCCUAGAAGUAUUUUACGUGAUACUGCAAGUAACAUGAAGCCAGUCAAUGAAACUCAAAAACUAAAUAUCACUAAAGAAAAACUUAAGAAUCAUUUAAAGGCGCUUAUCGAUGAUCUUCUUGAAUUACAAAAUGAAAAAGAUCCAAAAUCAAAAAAUAAUAUAAAAAUACUUGAGGCCCUUCCUUGCAUUUACAAUAUAUUAAACGCAGACAGUUUGAAUACUGAUUGGAAACCAAAAAAACAGGACACAGAACCUUUGAAGAAAAUAAAGGCGUUAAUUGAUUCUUUAAAACUUGAAUUCACAUCUAACGUACCAACGCGUAGAAAUAAUUUAAUAGCAACAGAGAGACCUCGAUCUGCAAGAAUUUGGGAGAGAAUGUUAAAGAACGUUAAUAAUCUACGAAAGGAAAAUCGAAGAAAUCCGAUUAAUGGAAAUCCUAAAUCUUACGAAGAGUUGAAAACUAUUAUGGAAGUAGUUGAGACAUCCAGCAAUACUUAUAAAAAUUUCGCAUUAUUGUCAGUUAUACCGGCUCAGAAACGACUGAUGUUACUUAAAACUUUAGAAGCUGAUACUAAACAAAAGAUAUUAGUUUUGCAAAAAAUAAAAGAUUCUUUAGACAAUCUGAAUAAAUUACCUUCGGAUAAAGUAAAAAAUAUAGAGAAAACCAAACAAGUAUAUUAUGAAAAAAGUGAAGUAGAAGUUUUUGACCCUAAAAAACUCGAAGUUAAAAAACAAAUGCUAAAUAUUCCUGAAACGUCUCCUGAUAUUCCUACUAAUUAUAAGAACAAAGAUUUUAAAUUAACUAGAGAUCAAAUCUUGGGCCGAUUAAUAGAAAAUCGUAUUCAAUUGUAUUUAACAUCGAAGGAACAAAAUAAUGGAAAUUUAAGCGGUGAUAUAGGUUACAAUAUUGGUAAAAGAAUUUUAACUUUACUACGACAAGGAAACUUCAAUGUCGCUAAAGAACUUUUCAAGGUUUUUAUUGCUAACAAGCAACAAGAAAUGGAAAAGAAGAACGAGUCAGUAUCAUUGACAGCAAAUGUCAAAGAAAAACGACCUUUAUUAUUGGCGCUAAAAGAACCAUUGAUAAGGCUUGAUGAAUCUUCAAAGAAAACUCCUGAACAAUUAUUUAGACAACUUUUGAACCUUAAAAACAUGAACAUAAAAUAA